AUAUCCCCAGAACAUGUUUUUGUAUGGCAAUGUAAGCCAGGAAAAGGCUAUACCAGAACAUAUUUUGGCAGUGUCGGCGUUUUUUUCUCUUUUAGUGCCGCUACGAUCGACGGUUCGACGCUUUCCCUAAGGGCUGUGAUUUCGUCCAGUGAGAUAGUCAAAAUGGCCACAUUAGUGAGAGAUGUUUUAGCGUUACUAGAGAAGAAAGGCGAACUCACCUCGACACAAUGCGCUGAACUUCUCAGUCAGGAUCACCAAAAGAUUAUUGGUGCUAUAAAAUCGAUUCUUUCUUUUCCAGAGGUUAUCGAUGCAGAGCUCAAAACAGAAAAGCGUCUCGAGCUAACGGCGGAGGGCGCUGAAAUUGCUGUCAAGGGUAGCCAUGAAGUAGUUGUAUAUAACGCGGUGCCGAGUAACGGAAUUAAGCAAGCUGAUCUGAUGAAAUCUGUGGGUGUUGUGGGAAAGGUUGGAUUCAGCAAGGCCAUGUCACACGGUUGGAUUGCCCUGGAUAAGACGCACCCUGAAGGUCCGAGAAUUAUACGAAAAGUAGACUUUAUCAAGGAUGAAGUUAAGGACUGGCUAGCACAGGUUGCAAACGGAAAUGAUGCUGCCUUAGAUGAAGGCAAACGAAAUGAGUUGAAGAAACGAAAACUAAUUCAAGAGGCUCAGCUCAAAAUUUACGAUAUUAAGAAAGGUCCUGCGUUCGCCCUCGAGUUAACGAAGCAAGAAACUGAUCUCACCAUGGAACUGAUCGCUUCAGGAGAUUGGAAAACUAAGUCGUUCAAGGAAUAUAACUUCGAUGCAAUGGGAAUCCAACCUGAGCGUGGACAAUUGCAUCCCUUAAUGAAAGUGCGCUCUGAAUUCCGACAAAUUUUCCUUGAGAUGGGUUUUGAAGAGAUGCCGUCCAACAGGUUUGUCGAGAGUUCCUUUUGGAACUUCGAUGCCCUGUUCCAACCUCAGCAACAUCCUGCUAGAGAUGCGCAUGAUACAUUCUUCAUUUCGGACCCAGCAACAAGCUCAAACUAUCCUGAAAAGUAUGCCGAGACUGUCCGUAUGACUCACACCUCAGGUGGUUAUGAAUCUAUUGGUUACAACUACAACUGGCAAUACAGCGAAGCACAAAAAAACCUCCUAAGAACGCAUACAACUGCCGUCUCCGCAAGAAUGCUCUAUGGACUAGCUCAGAAAGGAUUUAAGCCGGCUAAGUACUUCAGUAUUGAUCGAGUGUUCCGAAAUGAAACCUUAGAUGCGACUCACCUAGCGGAAUUUCAUCAAAUCGAAGGAGUGGUAGCUGAUAGAAAUUUAAAUCUCGGGAAUCUCAUGGGAGUCAUCAAAACGUUCUUUGACAAACUUGGGAUCGAUAAGAUCAGGUUCAAACCCGCGUAUAACCCAUACACGGAGCCUUCAAUGGAGAUUUUUUCGUAUCACGAGGGGCUGGGAAAGUGGGUCGAAGUAGGCAACAGCGGAAUGUUCCGGCCCGAGAUGUUAUUACCCAUGGGACUGCCAGAUGAUGUUCAGGUGAUCGCGUGGGGUCUAUCUUUAGAGCGGCCAACAAUGAUUAAGUACGGCAUCGAUAACAUCCGUGACCUUGUAGGACACAAAGUGGACCUACAGAUGGUGUACAGCAAUCCGAUUUGUAGACUCGGUAAGGACUAACCUAGCCGCUUUGUUAACCACCUGCAGUGCUUUAUUCAGUAUUUCCCACCAUGUGUUAGUUGAAUAAAUUAUUGCGCUUUUAAAAGAAA
This is a messenger RNA of Varroa destructor (honeybee mite), 1742 nucleotides long. It is a transcript of the gene alpha-PheRS, whose product is annotated as phenylalanine--tRNA ligase alpha subunit. Gene Ontology annotation, biological process: phenylalanyl-tRNA aminoacylation. NCBI's taxonomy places the organism in Eukaryota, Metazoa, Arthropoda, Arachnida, Mesostigmata, Varroidae. The record is from RefSeq and is a predicted model, not a curated record. Gene Ontology annotation, molecular function: tRNA binding; phenylalanine-tRNA ligase activity; ATP binding. Gene Ontology annotation, cellular component: cytoplasm; cytosol; phenylalanine-tRNA ligase complex.